Tinamus guttatus (white-throated tinamou) is the source of this 1074-nucleotide messenger RNA. The record is from RefSeq and is a predicted model, not a curated record. Lineage: Eukaryota; Metazoa; Chordata; Aves; Tinamiformes; Tinamidae.
AAUGAGUGCAGCAAGGCUCCUGUGCCCUUUACCACUAUCCAUGAUCUUGAGAUGAUCAAGGCCUCCUUUGAUGUUAUUGUUGAAGCUUUUGUGGAUGAGCACCCCACCGACCUCUCGGAGCUGCUGAAGGAAGGGACGAAGGAAUCCCAUGAUCGUGCGACGAAUACUCAGUUUGUCAAAGACUUCCUGAAAGGACGGAUCAAGGAGGAGCUUUUCAAGCUGGCUACCGUGGCGCUCUACUUCACAUACUCUGCCCUGGAAGAGGAAACGGAUUGCAACAAAGACAACCCGGUCUUUGCCCCUCUGUAUUUCCCUCUAGAGCUCUACCGGAAAGAAGCAUUGGACAAAGACAUGGAGUAUUUCUAUGGCAAAGACUGGAAAGAGAAGAUCCAGUGUUCCGAAGCAACUAAGCACUACGUGGACAGAAUCCAUCAUGUGGGACAGCAUGAACCAGAGUUGCUAGUGGCCCAUGCUUACAUACGCUACAUGGGGGACCUCUCAGGUGGCCAGGUGCUGAAGAAGGUAGCCCAGAGGGCCCUGAAGCUGCCCAGUACUGGAGAAGGAGUCCAGUUCUACACCUUUGAAAACAUUUCCAAUGCACAACAGUUCAAGCAGCUCUACAGAGCAAGGAUGAAUGCGCUAGACUUGGACAAGAACACUAAGGAAAGGAUUGUGGAAGAAGCCAACAGGGCUUUUGAACUGAACAUGCAGGUAUUUAAUGAACUGGACAGGAUUGGCAUGUCUCUAACAGAAGAAGCCCAAGCAGGAGGUGUCCCAGUCCAUGAUGGAAAAGGAGACAUACGCAAAUGCCCUUACUAUGCAGACAAACUAGGUGGCAUGGCAGGAGCUGGCUGUCCCUAUCACGCUGCCAUGUCCUUGGCAAAGCAGCCCCUCGUGCAGCUGAUCCUCGCGGCUUGGGUCGCUGUGGCAGCAGGAGCUGCAGCCUGGUACAUCAUGUGAUGGGAAGAGCAACCUGCACCCUGAUGGUGGCAAAAGGAGAGGUGCACCCUGUCCUUCUUCAGACUGUUCUCCUGCUACUGGUGGAGUUGCCUGCAGGGUGCAAGUAAGACAAUA